Molecule: messenger RNA, 2247 nt
Organism: Odobenus rosmarus divergens (Pacific walrus)
Lineage: Eukaryota; Metazoa; Chordata; Mammalia; Carnivora; Odobenidae
Gene: ZNF286A
Product: zinc finger protein 286A
Exons: 5
Coding region: 71-1606 (511 amino acids)
Biological process (GO): regulation of transcription by RNA polymerase II
Molecular function (GO): DNA-binding transcription factor activity, RNA polymerase II-specific; RNA polymerase II cis-regulatory region sequence-specific DNA binding
Source: RefSeq, a predicted model, not a curated record
CCCCGCUCCUCCUUACGCAUGCGCGACUCCGAGCUGGCCCAAGAAGUUCGUAGCCUUUGUCAGGCCCGGGAUGGGAGCUCAGUCUUCCCAGGAUUCUCCCUUUUCCCAAGAGCGGAACACAGAAGAGGGAGAAGUGCCAGCUCUGCACCUCACAGCCAGAUCCCAGGCAUCAGUGACAUUCAAGGACGUGGCCAUGGAUUUUACCCCAGAGGAGUGGGGGAAGUUGGAUCCUGCACAAAGGGAGGUGAUGCUGGAGAACUAUAGGAACCUGGUCUCGCUUUGGCUUCCAGUUUCCAAACCUGAGAACUACAGUUUGGAGAAUGGAAAAGAACCAUUGAUGCUUGAGAGAAAAGCCCCCAAAAGCAGCUAUUCGGACCUGGAGACUAAACCUGAGGGCAAAGAUUCAACUUCAGUGCAAGAUAUUUCCAAAGAAGAAUCAUGCCAGGCUGCAAUAAUAGACAGACUGACAAGGAAUAGUGUCUAUGACUCCAACUUGGAAACAACUCUUGAAUGUGAAAAUUGGUUAGAGAAUCAGCAAGGAAAUCAGGAGAGACACUUGAGAGAAAUGUUCACCCACGUGAAUUCACUCCCUGAAGAAAGAGCUCAUGAACAUGAUGUAUGUUGGAAAAACUUGAGUCAGAAGUCUGUUCUUCUCACUCAAGACAGAGCUCCCAAAGGAUCCUAUGCCUUCCAUACGCUUGAAAAAAGGUUGAAACAGAAAUCAAACUUAAUGAAAAAGCAAAGAACCUGUAAAGAAAAAAAGCCUCACAAAUGCAACGAUUGCGGUGAACUCUUCACAUACCAUUCAGUGCUUAUUCGACACCAGAGAGUGCAUACUGGAGAGAAGCCCUAUAGCUGCAGUGAAUGUGGGAAAUCUUUUAGCCACAGAGCUAAUUUAACUAAACAUCAGAGAACUCAUACUAGAAUUCUCUUUGAGUGCAGUGAAUGCAAGAAAGCCUUCACAGAAAGCUCAUCCCUUGCGAUACAUCAGCGAAUUCACAUUGGAGAGAGACCGUAUGAAUGCAGUGAAUGUGGAAAAGGUUUUAAUCGAAGUACACAUCUUGUGCAGCAUCAGUUGAUUCAUACUGGAGUGAAGCCUUAUGAAUGUAAUGAAUGUGAUAAAGCUUUCAUUCAUUCGUCAGCUCUCAUUAAACAUCAACGAACUCAUACUGGAGAGAAGCCCUAUAAAUGUCAGGAAUGCGGGAAAGCCUUCAGCCAUUGCUCAUCCCUUACUAAACAUCAGAGAGUUCAUACUGGAGAAAAGCCAUAUGAAUGUAGCGAAUGUGGAAAAACCUUUAGUCAGAGCACACAUCUUGUUCAGCAUCAGAGAAUUCAUACUGGGGAGAAACCCUAUGAGUGUAACGAAUGUGGGAAAACCUUCAGCCGGAGCUCAAAUUUUGCUAAACAUCAAAGAAUUCAUAUCGGAAAGAAACCAUACAAAUGUAAUGAAUGUGGGAAAGCCUUCAUUCAUUCAUCAGCUCUUAUUCAACACCAGAGAACUCAUACUGGGGAGAAGCCCUACAGAUGUGAUGAAUGUGGGAAAAGCUUUAAGUGCAGUUCAUCCCUCAUCAGACAUCAAAGAAUUCAUACUGAAGAGCAACUCUGAAAAAUUACUGAAUGUGAAGAAAUGUAAGUUGGCUUUAUCACUGUGUUAAAAUACCUGAGUGUUUAGGUGGAACAUCCAUAAAAUGCUGCUCGAGGACCAAUUCUUUAUGCGUCUACUUUUACUUGCAUAACACAUAGUUUUGAGCCAUAGACACCAUGUUCCUUAUAUCCAUUGAUUUGAUCAUUACGAAAGCUUCUGGCCAGGGAGCUCAAAUUUUGAUCUCCAUCCCCCACCACCACUACCAAAUAACCCUUUCAUGGAAAUUCAAGAAAUCCUUGGGAGUGGAUAGCAAUCUGAUCCUUGUGAAGUCUGGUUCCUCCCUCUCUUUGUCACAUGAAAGCCUUGUUACAGCAUCUCACUCGGUAAGGAAAUUCUUAUUUGUAAACAUAGGUAGGGGACUUCUAUCUCUCUCAUCAGGAAAACACAGAGUUGUUCCUCUUUGGAUCCGAAGUAGAGCUCCAGAUGUACAGCUACUGUCAUUUCUCCAGGAAGGGUUAAUUCUUUUACAUUAGCUGUAAAAUGUUAAGGUUAAGAGUUGAAAUAUGCUUUGGAUUCCCUCCCUCCCCCAAAGGCUACUGUCUAAUUUGAUGAACAUAAAUAGACUGUAUUGCAGGUUCUAAGUUGUGUUCACUUGGAUUCUG